GUGAUUUAUCCUAAUUUAAAGAACAUUUAUUAAAAAACAAAGGUUUUUUUUUUGUGAAAAAAACGAUUAGCUUCAGGGUCCAGAAUUUUUAACCGGACAAAAUGUUUCUUGUCUGACUGUCAUAAAAGCUUCGUCUCUUCGAAAGCUUCUGAAAAUUCGAAAAUCGACAAUUCGAAGAAAAUUUCGACAAGUCUCUCUGAAGAUACGUGGCGCAAGAGUUCGAGUCAUUUCUUUACUUUAUUUAAGCCGGUGAAGUUCCAUUAAUUGUAAUUCUUCAGGAUCGUUAAUUUUUCCAGUUCAUCAGAAUGAAGGUAUUCUUUUCCAUUGCUUUAUUACUCUUUAUUGGAGUCCACGCCGAAGAAGUUAAAGAGGAAGAUGGAGUUCUCGUGCUAACAAAAGCAAACUUCAAAGAGGUUCUAGAGAAGAAUGAAUACGUUUUAGUAGAAUUUUAUGCACCAUGGUGCGGUCAUUGCAAAGCUCUUGCUCCAGAAUAUGCCAAGGCAGCCAAAAUCUUAGCCGAUAAGGAAUCUAACAUUAAGCUUGGUAAAGUAGAUGCCACUGAAGAAUCUGAUUUGGCUGAAGAAUUCCAAGUACGUGGAUAUCCAACAUUGAAAUUCUUCCGUUCGGGUUCACCAAUCGAAUACAGUGGAGGACGUCAAGCUGAUGAUAUUGUUGCAUGGUUAGGAAAGAAGACUGGACCUCCUGCUAAGGAACUCGACUCUGUUGAAGUUGCAGAAGAGUUCUUGAAAGAAAACAACGUAGCAGUUGUCGGUUUCUUCUCAAAUCGCGAUUCUGAUGAAGCAAAAGCUUUCUUGUCCACUGCAAACUCUGUUGAUGACUAUCCAUUCGGUAUCACCAGCAAUGAAGAUGUCUAUAAGAAAUACGAAGCAUCAUGUGGCAAAGUUAUUCUCUUCAAACAAUUCGAUGAUGGAAAAGCUGUCUUUGAAGGUAAAAUGGAAGAAGCAGAACUUAAGAAAUUCGUCACUGCUCAAGCCAUGCCUUUGGUUGUUGAUUUCAACCAUGACUCUGCACAAAAGAUUUUCGGAGGUGAUAUUAAGUCUCAUUUGUUGAUGUUCUUGUCAAAGGAAGCUGGACAUUUCGAAAAAUACGCUGAACCUGCAAAGGAAGUUGCUAAGAAGUUCCGUGAACAAAUCUUAUUCGUUUCAAUCAAUGCUGAUGAAGAAGAUCACCAACGUAUUCUUGAAUUCUUUGGAAUGAAGAAGGAAGAAAUCCCAUCAAUGCGUAUUAUUCAACUUCAAGAAGACAUGGCCAAAUUCAAACCUGAAUCAUCUGAACUCACACCAGAAGUCAUUGAAGCUUUCGUAAAGAAGUUCUUGGAUGGUAAAUUGAAACAACAUUUGUUGAGCCAAGAAUUGCCUGAAGAUUGGGACAAGACACCAGUUAAGACACUCGUUGCAACAAACUUCGAUGAUGUUGCUUUCGAUGUUGGCAAAGAUGUCUUCGUUGAGUUCUACGCUCCAUGGUGUGGACAUUGCAAACAACUUGCACCAAUUUUCGAUCAAUUAGGUGAAAAGUUCAAGGAUUCAAAGACUGUUGUCGUGGCGAAAAUGGAUGCCACAGCUAAUGAAUUGGAACAUACAAAAAUCACAUCAUUCCCAACAAUUAAGUUAUACAAAAAGGGUGAUAAUGGUGUCGUUGAUUUUAAUGGCGAACGUACAUUAGAAGGCUUCACGAAAUUCCUCGAGUCAGGAGGAUUAGAAGACGCUGCUGGCGUUCCAGAUGUUGAGGAAGUACCAGUCGACGAAGAUGACGAACACAAGAAGGAUGAGUUGUAAAAAGACUCAGAAGCACAAAACACUAUCAUUUCUUAAUAAUAAUAUUUUAAAAUCACACAAACAUUCUUAGCAUUUUUUUUUCUGCUUAUUUAAUUUAAAAACCCGAAUCCAUUCAGCGAACUGGAAUGUGAUGGAAGUUUUCGACUCUGUUCAAAGUAGAUUCGAUAAGUCAACAAACAACAUGAUGAUGAAAACAAUUUUAAAUGGCAAUGUGCUUCCUCUUAUCAGAUAUUCCCAAAACAUAAUAUUUCAAACGUUUCCCUCCCGUGUUAAAAAACUACAUGAUAAAGUGAUUUUAUAAAAGAAAAAUGAAGAAAAAAAUUGAUUUUUAGUUAAUGUUUUUUAUUGCUACAUGCUCAAAUGAAAUAUUAUUAACAACAAUUACCUAAUCUUUUUUAAUUUAGUUUCUUUUUUAAUGUGAUCUCUUAAUUUUUCAAGAGACAACUGUUUGUGUUUUCUUCUAUCAUUCUUAUUAAUUUUAAUGAAGAGAUAAUUAAUGCAUUUAACUUAACAUCCCUUACAGAAAGAACGAAAGAGAUGAGAAAGAGAAAGAAAAAUAUGCACUAAGUAACACUUCCCCGUGCGAUUAAUUAUAGGAUUAUUUUUGUAAAAUUCCAAAACAAAAAUUUUUAGGAAAUAAACUGAAUUGAUUGAACGAUUGGAAAAAAAAGAAGAAAAAAGGAAAUAAAGAAAGAAAUGUUUCGAAAUAAAACACAACAUAAUUAUUUAUCUAAUCA
This is a messenger RNA of Clunio marinus, 2533 nucleotides long. Lineage: Eukaryota; Metazoa; Arthropoda; Insecta; Diptera; Chironomidae. The record is from the annotation of a GenBank genome assembly.